This is a messenger RNA of Lates calcarifer (barramundi perch), 1239 nucleotides long. RefSeq names its product perforin-1-like. The transcript has 8 exons. The record is from RefSeq and is a predicted model, not a curated record. Bases 1 to 1239 code for a protein of 412 amino acids. NCBI's taxonomy places the organism in Eukaryota, Metazoa, Chordata, Actinopteri, Centropomidae.
AUGGUCACCCUGCAGCGAAAAGGAGCCUAUGUGGUCGACGUGAAGACCUACCUGAUGCCAAAUGGCACCUGUACUCUCUGUUCCAACCCUCUUCAAGGCAACAGGCUGCAGAAACUGCCAGUCUCUGCAAUUGACUGGCAUCCAUUCAUCCAAUGCAGUGCUGAUCUCUACAGCAAUUUUGACACCACUGUUAGCUCACUGAUGAACACCUACACCUCCCAGCACAUUCGUGAGUGGAAGGCUAGCCUAAAUUUAAGUCAGUUUGCAUCUGCCGGCCUGGAUGUGGGAGGAACACGUUCCUUUGUGUAUAAAUUUGCUACAGAUAGGACCAGACCGGACCACUACACCUUCAUCACUCACAGCGCCACCUGUAGCCGUUACAGGUUCCGUGUGGCAACCAGACCUCCCCUCAGCCCUGAGUUCAGAGAGGAUUUGGCAAAUCUGCCAAGUUACUACAGUGCCUUUACCAAGGCUGAAUACAAUCAGCUUAUACAUACCUACGGCACACACUACAUCCGCCAGGUUCAUCUUGGGGGGAGGUUCAGGCGAAUCACAGCUGUACGAACUUGUUUGGCCACACUGAAUGAACUCAAUUCGCUUAAGGUAACCAACUGCUUGUCAGAGGGUCUCUCUGUCAGCCUUGGGAAGCGUGAAUCACCCAAUGAUGGGUCGUGCAGCAAUGUCCUACAAAACAAGGAUGUCAAAACCUUGUAUGACUUCGGACUCCACCGACACCACACAGAGGUGACAGGAGGCACUGGAUGGAUGGGAGAGUUUUCACUCACUCGUGAUGCCUCCCACAGCUACAACACUUGGCUGGAGACGCUCAAGGAUCAGCCUGAUAUUGUUGAGUAUUACCUUAGGCCAGUGUAUGAGCUGGUGCCAAAUGGCAUACAGAGGAUUGGGAUGAAGACAGCCAUAGAGCAGUACUUAAAGGAAAACACUGUGAAGACCUCACCGUCAGAACAAGUUUGUGGGUCAAGCAGUCCUAACCUGGCUCCCAACUGCUGCCCUAAAGAGCCCAAGAAAGGGACAUUAGUGGUGACUCACAUCCAAGCCUGGGACCUGUAUGGAGAUGACUGGAGCACAACUGACAGGAUACAGUGCCAUGCAAAAGUUUGGGCACGUCCUCAUCACAAAAUUCAGCAUCUGAAUUUUGCAGUGAGGACACAGGACAGGUUUUCUUCCGAGGACUCUUCCAUGAAGGCCAUAUUUGUGCAGGUGUUGCUGAACAGUUGA